CCUGCUUAUACACCUUCAGUUUCCACAAGAAAGUUUAGAGGAAAACAUGGUGUCUGAUGGUCCUCAGGCGUCCAGACGUGUGGCUGAAAUGAAAGCGGCUACCAGCAGCAAGAGGCCUGGCCAGGAGCCCCCUGGGAGCCGAGGUUGCUCCCACAGAAAUGACAAAGGGAUGCGCUCCAAGGCAGACCUGUCCUUUGCAGAGAAAGGAGCAGAUCCAGGUUCCUGUGAAAGCCAGAGGAACGAUGGCAUCCUGGAGAAUGCAGAGGGCUCACAGAGCACAGGAGCGAUCACCAGGCAGAGCCAGGUGGCCAAGCGCUCCAGGCACAAGCGAUGGAGAAGCCCCGGUGGCUCCCUUGACAAUCGCCACAAAGAAAAUGGACAGUGGGAGGAGAAAGGCUGGGGAGGACCAUCUCCAGCCCAAGGGAGAAGAGAGGACCAGCCUGACUGCGCUAGAGAAGGACGUCCUGGCAGAAGAGGUGCUGCCCACUCUCCGAGGCGCCUCAAGGACAGAAGGAUCCCCCGGCCCAGAUCGCCAGUGAGGACCACCGGCCCAGGACGCCGCCCCGACAGCCGCGAGGCCCGUCCCGCCUCCCCAAAGCGCCGCCGCCUCCACCUGGGGCCAGACGCGCGCGAUCCGCUGGCGGCCGUCACCACCAGGCUCUGGCACCGGGUGGGCGCGCUGAAGGUGGCCCUGGAGGAGCUGCGGGCUCCGGGGGGCGCCUUCCUGCCUGUGCCCACCCGCUGCACGCAGCCCUCGGCCUCGCAGCGCGCCUGGCUCUCCUGGCAGCUGGCGCACGCGGGUGCGACCCUGCACUGGGCUGCCGCCCGGCUCCACACCCCACUCGCCGCGCAGCCCUUGGCCUUAGGGGCGCACGGCGCGCUCGCCUCCCCGCUGGUCCGCUCUGCCCGGAGCCGCUCCGAUCGGCGCGCCCCACUCCGGGGCAGGCGUCCGAGGCCGCACGGUGCGCACCGCCGCGACCAGCUCGCGACCAGCUCCCGUUCAGCCGGGCCCAGACCCGCCGGUCCGCGAAACGGUUUUCGGUCGGACCACAGCUCCACUGCCACGCGGUCCCCAGCUCAGGGACACGGGCCAGUUUUCCGGAAGACAGCCCGCGAAGAUGAGCCUGCAGAGCAAAACCCUUCUGUGCCUCUGGUGGCCUCGGAUCGCAGGAGUGACGGGAUUUGUGCCCUCUCGUCCCUAUGUGUUUUUCCGUUUUAG
Molecule: messenger RNA, 1219 nt
Organism: Zalophus californianus (California sea lion)
Lineage: Eukaryota; Metazoa; Chordata; Mammalia; Carnivora; Otariidae
Product: serine/arginine repetitive matrix protein 1-like
Exons: 4
Coding region: 47-1219 (390 amino acids)
Source: RefSeq, a predicted model, not a curated record